Bathycoccus prasinos is the source of this 1728-nucleotide messenger RNA. RefSeq lists its product with no specific name. Lineage: Eukaryota; Viridiplantae; Chlorophyta; Mamiellophyceae; Mamiellales; Bathycoccaceae. Gene Ontology annotation, molecular function: mRNA binding. The transcript has 3 exons. Gene Ontology annotation, cellular component: U2-type prespliceosome; U1 snRNP. Gene Ontology annotation, biological process: mRNA splice site recognition. The record is from RefSeq and is a predicted model, not a curated record. The coding region runs from base 1 to 1728 and encodes 575 amino acids.
AUGGCGGCAGAAAUGCGCGCAAUGCUGGACCAGCUCAUGGGCGCCGAGCGGGACGUCCCUUUAGACGAAAGAGUGAACAGGAAGAAGUUGUUUACGGACGAAGACGUGGACAAAUACUUCCUCUGCGGCUUCGACGUGACGAUGUUUAAAAACACAAAAUCUGCGGACGAAAUCGCCCGAGCCUUGCGUGUGCCGGUGCAACAAGCGAGCAAACAAGAGCAUCCGUGCGGCGUGCAGUCGAUGGAGUUACGCGCAGAAUUUCAAGUUCUCACCGAUCGAGAGCGAAGUAAAUAUAACUACGAGAAAGAGACGAAGAAAAUUUUGGACCGGCUGGUGUCCGAUUGCGAUCGACGGAUUCGAAUUGCCACGGAACGCGUGGAGAUGGAACGCGCGGAACGGGCGCGAGUGUACGGGAUGGUACCGGUGCACGAUAAACAAGCGUUGGCGCAAUUGGCCGAUCAGACGCAGUGCAUGCAAAAGAAAAUCGAACAGUUGGGGAUUAUUGGAGACGUGGAUGGUGCGGAGAAAGCGAUGAAGGAGCUGGAUGAGAUUGCCGAAAGGAGGAAAAAGUUAGAGGAAGUCGUGGAGAAAGAAUGCGAGAGACGCGUGGAGACGAUGAAGCGGUUGAUCGUGUGCCCGCUGAGCGGGGUGUUUUUGAACACUCACGAUAACGAGCAACGGGUGAGAGAUCACCAGAUGGGAAAGCAGUAUUUAGGAUGGAAGAGGAUCAGAGAGUUGAAGGAACGUUUGGCGGAUAUUUUGAGGAAACGCGCGGAAGGGAAAGGAGAGGAGAACGAUCGGGUGUAUUCGAAGCCUCUCGGGAAGCGAGAAGACGAAGAGGAGGAAGAAGAAGAGGAUAGAGCAGGAGCGGAAGCGGAAACGGAAAUGAAACCGCCGAGCGAAGAAAAGUACAGGAAAGUAGCAGUAGAAGAAAAAGAAGCAUCUAAAGUAAAGGAUGAGGAGAAGAAGACGGAGAAGAAGAAAGAAGCGCUGGUCGUCGUGAAGCGACGCAAGAUAGAAAAGGAAGCCGACCAAAAACCCGAGGCGCCGGACGAGAAGAACAUUCUGAGCGACGUGCCUCCUCCUCCAUCUUCGAGAGCAUUCGACGGCACUCCAGCCGCGGGAACGACGACUACAACGACGACUACCACGACAAACAACACGACGAUGACGCACGUAUCCGAAGAGGAAAAAGUAGACGAUAACACUAUAAAAAAGAAAGACGACUACAACACAGCAGACGCCGCUCACGCUCUCGCUCGAGCGAAGACCGCCGAGAAAGAGACUCCUCGGAUCGUAAUAAAUCGAGCCGCCGUAGAAGACAAAGUCGCAGUCGCAGUCGCAGCCGCAGCCGGGAAAGAGACCGUGGCCACUCUCAUCGACGCCGCCGAGACUUUAGUCGCAGUCGAAGUUACAGUCCUUCGAAACGAAGACGCAAUAAUACCGACAGAAGAAAGUACGAUUACGACGAUUACGACGAUCGUAAUACUAAAAGUCGCCGGGGCCAGUACCACCACCACCGCCGCGGUUCUUCCAGGUCGCCCGAGCCGCCGCGAAAUAGGAGAGACCACGGUGGUCAUCGGAGAACGACGAGAGACCGAUCUCGAUCUCGCUCGCCAAGACGAAGGUAAUAAUAAAAUGCUGUUGGAUUUCAUCUGUUUUAAUGGUGCAUCGUCAUCCUCGCGUCUGUCUGUGAAACGUUUUUCAUCUCAAUACACUUCUGCAUAA